AUGACAAUCACUGAAUCCAGAGCUAUCCAAGCCAACAGAAGGGCACAAGGCCUCAAAAAUCAGUCAAGCUCCAAUAACAACGACAAACCAAUAACCUCAUCUCUUGACGGAGAAAACCUCCCUCCAGACGCAGAAAAAGAUGUAGGUGACAAUUCAGACUCAGCUAGAGGAUCUGACAAUCCCACUGGAAGAGAGACCGACUUGAACCCAAACAACAGCAACAAAAAUAACCAAGACCAAGAAUAUGAAGAACUGAACAACAACAAUCCAAAUCAAGCACAACAAAUACAGAUCGAGUCAGGAGAUGAAGAUCAGAAUAGAAUAGAAUCAGAAGGAGAUUUGAAGUCUGAAUCCAAAGACAAAAGUCUGUCGGGCGACUUCCAAGAUUCAAGCAGUUCAAGUUCAUCAAGUGAAGAUUCAGACUCUGAACACUCUUAUGAUUCAAACAAAGACAAUACAAGCUCAAGCACAGAUUCAAUCUCAUCAGGAUCACCAUCUCAUUCAGAUUCUUCAGAUUCAAGUGAAGAAUCCAGCUCCUCUUCAGAAGAAGAAGGUAGAAGACAGAAGAAAAAUAAGAAAAAUAAAUUAAGAAAAUCAAGAAACACAAGAAGCAUAAGUCAAAAUCUAAAUCAAAAAAGACUUCAAAAGGGAAAGAGAAAGCUAGAAGUUGAAGAAGAAGAAAAACAAAUCAAAAUAGAAAUAGGAUCUGUACCGACUGGAGAUUUAGUAGCACUCCAACCUUUCUGGGGUGACCAAAUGACAGACUUACAUUCAUCCAUCCCAUUAACAGUAUUAGAUCAAACUUUUGCUAGAGCAUACAGAGAAGAAUACAGCAAGAAUCACCACUCCUCAUCUUCAAAGAACAAGUCAAAUAAAGGCCUAGAUGCACUCUCAGAAUACAAACUCACAUUUGGUGAAUGGUCAGAGUGUAUGAGUUUAUUUAGAAGGCAUUUAGCAGGAUACUACGCUCAAAAAUUAUCAGCAAAACAAUUGAAAUUACACAUAGAAAACGUGAAAGCAAUAAAACAUAUGAUAUUUUAUAGUGGGAAAACUCCAAUGAAAGACAUCGGUAUCUUGAUGACAAAAUAUGAAAACCAAGCAAAAGACAAGUAUUUACAAGCCGGGAAGCAAAUGGAGGUAACUCAAACCCAUGCGCAAAGGGCGGACAAAUGGAAUUCAGGCACCCAGAAACUGGUUUAUAUAAGUAAGAAUUAA
Messenger RNA from Melampsora larici-populina 98AG31, 1215 nucleotides. RefSeq lists its product as uncharacterized. The record is from RefSeq and is a predicted model, not a curated record. NCBI's taxonomy places the organism in Eukaryota, Fungi, Basidiomycota, Pucciniomycetes, Pucciniales, Melampsoraceae. The transcript is spliced from 7 exons. Bases 1 to 1215 code for a protein of 404 amino acids.